AUGGAGGGCACGGGACCUAACAUCAGUGCACUGCUUUUGAAUGAAUGCUGCGAGAAGGUCUUCAGGAAGAACAUCCUCAAAGCUGUUCUGGGGGCCACUCAAGUGCUGCCCCUCACCUUCUUCCUGGAGCAGCAAAGGGUCUCCUGCUGGCGUCCUGUUUCCUUGUUAACCCUCCCAACAUGGUCCAGCAGCAAUCAGGAUUCCAUUCAGAGAAGAGUCAUGAGUGCUUACAACCCACCAAGACUUGUGAAUUUGGCAGCAAUGAGCCUAGUGAGAGAUGAGGCCUUGGCCAUCUCCUCUUUGGAGUAUCUGCCCAUGGAGCUCUACCCACCACUGUUCAUGGCCGCCUUCUCUGGCAGACACAGUGAGACCCUGAAGGCCAUGGUGCAAACUUGGCCCUUUGCCCGCCUGCCUCUAGGAGGACUGAUGCAGAAGCCUCACCAAGGAACCAUACAAGCAGUGCUGGGUGGUCUUGAUGUCCUGUUGGCCCAGAAGGUUCACCCCAGGAGAUGCAAACUGCAGGGGCUGGACUUGAGAAAUACUGGCCAGGACUUCUGGAACAUAUGGUCUGGAAACAUGAACCAUGUGUCCUCAAGCUCACUGAUGGCACCAGUGGCUGAGGACAUGUCAAGGACAAAGCACCCAUUGACUCCCUUGGUGAUCCUCAGGCUGCAGCACCUCCAGGAUCUCCAUAUGGAAGGUCCAGCUUUCCUCGAAGGCCGCCUGAACCAGAUGCUCAGAUGUCUGAAGACCUCCUUGUACAACAUCUCAAUAACCAACUGCCUGCUUACAGAAUCAGACUUGACUCAUCUGUCCCAGUGUAGGAACAUCUGUCAGCUAAAGGGCCUGAAUCUGAACGGUGUUACCUUGACCAACUUUCGUCCUGAGCUCCUCCAAGUUCUGCUGGAGAAAGUUGCAGGCACUCUUGAAGAGCUGGACUUAAACCUGUGUGGGAUCAUGGACUCCCACCUUAUGGCCAUCCUUCCUGUCCUGAGCAGCUGCUCCCAACUCAGGGUCCUCAGCAUAUGUGGGAACCUCAUCUCCAUGGCUGUCCUGGAGAGUCUCCUGUGUCAUACUGAUGGGUUGUCUGAUUUAAGUCUAGAGCUUUAUCCAGCCCCUCGGGAGAGUUACAGUUCUCUGGGUAUUCUUCACCAGGAGAGACUUGCCCAGCUAAAAGCUGAGCUUUGGGAGAUCCUUACAGACUUAGGACGUCCCAGGAAGAUUUGGGUUAGCCCCAGCCCCUGUCCUUACUGUGGUGAUGACAUGUGUGAUCACUUGAGUCCCAAUGCAUAA
This is a messenger RNA of Odocoileus virginianus texanus, 1293 nucleotides long. Lineage: Eukaryota; Metazoa; Chordata; Mammalia; Artiodactyla; Cervidae. The record is from RefSeq and is a predicted model, not a curated record.